Molecule: messenger RNA, 2897 nt
Organism: Carassius auratus (goldfish)
Lineage: Eukaryota; Metazoa; Chordata; Actinopteri; Cypriniformes; Cyprinidae
Product: neurofilament heavy polypeptide-like
Exons: 15
Coding region: 170-1753 (527 amino acids)
Biological process (GO): myelination
Source: RefSeq, a predicted model, not a curated record
CCCCACCCUCUCUUAGGACAGGUAUAUGUGUACACACACGGGCUGACAGACAGCAGACUGCUGGAGAUUACUUUAAUCGAGCUUUGGAAACUGUACACUGACUGAAUUGUCAUUUUUGGGCAAAAGACAGUGGAAAGUGCUGAUAUUUAGUUGCUGACUUGAAGCGACCAUGGGAAACGAGCAGUCAACACAGAAUAAACCUCAGAAGGCAAAUGCUGAGAAGAAAGCCCAAAAUGGAGAGCUGAAUGGACAUGCAGUACCAGCUCCAGAUGAAACUGAACCUGAGACAAGCAAAAAAGAAGCAGUGGAGCAAAAGAGUGAAACCCUGCCAGCGCCUGUCACAAAUGAACCCAAACCACCAGAAAAAGAGGAGGUAGACAGCAGUAAAGCCAACGGAACCGCACAUGUGGAUGCGACCCCUGAACAAAAAACGACAGUCGCAACAGAAGCAGAGCCACCCAAAAAAGCCCCAAAGCCCAGUGGAGAUGAGGUGUCCAACUUCCUUGGUAAAAUGUUCAAAAAGAAGAGCGAACCUGUGAAACCUGCAGCAGAAAACAACGAUUCAGUUGAUGCACCGGCCAAAGCGGUGGAUCUCAAAAUCAACAUGCAGACUGAUAAAGUCUUCAUUAAUGCAGACCAAAAGGAGAUUCUUGAGCAAGUCGCAGAGCAGAUCAAAUUGCAAUUGGUUGAUGCCAUUCCCGCGAAACCCGAUCCAGUGGACAUAAAGAGCAGUGCAGAGCCUGAGCCAGAGCCGGAGCCGGAGGCUGAAGCUCUCGAACCAAGUCCUGUGGAAGCCGCAGAAGAAAACAACCCAUCAGAGGAGGUCAAAGCAGCAGAAAAGACAGUUAUGAACUUUUUCAAAACAUUUGUGACUCCGACCAAAACAAGCAAAGAAGCCAAAGCCACUCCAGAUGCUUCAAAAGAGCAGUCACAGAAAGAGACCCCGCCAGCACCAUCAACAAAUGUACAGGAAGCACCCAAGGCACCUCCUCCUCCUCCCCCAGCACCACCGAAGAUGGAAAGCAAAGCAGAGCCGGCGGUGAAGAAAGAGGAAACAUCUGCAACAAAAGCAGCAACAGCAGCUGCAACAAAAGCAGAGGGAUCUGCCAAGAGCAAAACUAAAGACAGUGCAUUAAGCAAACUCUUCCGUUCAAAGGUGUUGCUAGGCAAGGUGGUGUCAAAAGUUCAGGCGGCGACAAGCAGUGGAGCCAGAGCUAAGACAUCAGGAGUGCCUGUUGUGGUGGAAGAGAAAAAGCCGGUUGAGGUGCAGGUCGACGCGUCUAAGACCAGCACUCUUGAGGCCACAGCCAAACCUGAAGAACCUCCAGCGCCAAAAACAGAGGAGAAGAAAACUGAGAAGAAAUCCACUUUUGGAAAAAUGUUCAAACCCAAGGUUCUGCUCGGCCAGGUGAGCAGCAGGAUCCAGGCCGCGGCGUCCAGCGCUGCCACCAGCAUCUCCCUCAUGUCUGCUGCAGCGGCACCAGAGUCCAAGAAGGAGACUCCAGCUGCUCCUCCCGUGGCAGAAGCUGCUCCACCCGCGAAGGCCAAAGAGGAGCCGAGACCCUCCACUCCUGUAACGCAAGGGGCCCUGGACAACAAAUCAACCGACAGCACAGAGAACGCCUCCCCCAACAUGCCCCGCAAGCUGGAGAAGAGGAACUCCCUCCAGCUGUUCUUCAAAAACCUGGGCCAAAAACGCCAUUCUGAUGCCGGAGUGCAAACGGACCCUGUGGCACCCGAGAAGGCCAAAUAAAACCCUGCCUUUGUUUUGAUCGCUCAUCUGUGCCAAAACCAUUGGCAGCCAUGCACAUAAGAACAUAUUUACCAAAGUUGGGAGGUAUUAUGCUGAUUUGCAAGGCCAAAGUUUGAAGUAACUAUGAAAUUAUAAUCUGAAUCUCCAUGCAUUUAGUGAGAGCAGAAGUAAGUGUAACGAUCUCCCUGUUAAGCAAGUGCUACGUGUGUUUAUGACCAGAGGGAGGAACUUGUGUUGUUUUUCACAGAGAAACGUGUCAGAGUUGUGUGGUGUGGCAUGAGAUGGAAAAGUGAAAGUGAAAAUGUUAUCCUGCAUUGAAGAUAAACUCCCUUUUUUAUGUGCAUGUUAAAAUGUCAAAUAUGUUAACCAUACUAACACUACUCAUAUUGCAUCAUGCAUUAAAGCCGCUGCAUUAAGAUGCCUUUUCCCCGGGAUAAAGCAAACAUCAUGUGCGUUUGCAUGUGAAAAGAAUCUAUUUAUGUAAUCAUACACUAUCUGAUUGUGAAAACAUUGACCCGUCGUCUGCUGAUUUCAAUCACUGAAACCUAUAAAGCCAAUUUGAAUUCCAUGCAAAACUUCUGCAUCACUUUAAUAAAUCCAUAGAAAUCACAAGUAUUUAUUUAACAUAAUGUCAAUCAAAUAGAGCACCAUAUAUUAUUAUUCCAAUUUAUUUGCUUAUUUAAGUUCAGCCCAGUUUCUAUAUAGAAUAAUAAUAAUAAUAAUUGUUUUCAUUUCUAAGAUUGUUUAUUAAACAUAACUUACUAACUAAACCACAUUACAAUUAUUGUCUUUUUAUUUGCUUGGCCGUCCAGUUCUGACCAGAGUAGACUAAAAAGAAAUUAAGCUAGUAAAAUAUUUUAUUUUCUUUCUUAUUUUCUGAAAAUUGUAGUUUUUAUUAGAACAGUAUGAAAUAAAUAUGCGGUAUAUAGUUAUGCAAUAUAUAAUGUACAUUCAACUCAGCUGUAAUCACAUGUGUUUUAUGAUUUUCUUCCUAAUUAUCGCUACAUUUGUAAAGAAUAGAUGGGCCUAAUUCAGAAUUUAGACAAUAUCCAUGAAUCGUAGACUUUCUGUAUCUCUUUUGUUGCAUUUUUGUCUAUUUAACCAAUUUAUAAAAAUAAAAUAAUUAUUUCUCUCCUCUGUAAAA